AUGGUGGUUAUCGAGGUUUCGUUUUCGCACGACACACCGGCGCAUGAGCUUGCUACGGAGUACAUCAAAAGCGGCACGCAUGCCGUGAUUUUCGUCGACCUCGAAUACCGCAGCCCCACUCAGCGAGCUGCUUCCGCCGCAUCAUCAGUACCAUCCACCGCCGUAUAUUCCAUCUUCCGCCGCUUGCGCACUCAGAAACCAAACGGCAAGUACGCCGUACGAACUGAAUGCGUUGUCAAUAAUCAGCCAUUUCUCACCAACACCUCGGACCCGGAUACCAUAUCUGAAGGCCACCUCGCGCUCUGGCUGUCUGAUUUCUGCCCGACGGACCGCCUCUCACGCGAUGAUGAGGAGGACACGGCUGUGCGCGUUUCACAUACGAAGCUCGCCGCCAUCCUUGCAGAGGCAGAGGAGGAGCAGAUGCUCUACGAUAGCCACCAACCCGGCCUGGAUGCUGAUGAGGAUUACGAGUCUGAUGAACCCGUAAAGCGCGCCGCCGACGCCUCUUUCAGCUCCUGCAACGAGGACCCGUCAUCGCAAGAGAAUAACCUUGACGAUCCUGAGUGGAAGCCAAGCGGGAAGACGAAGAAGGCCAGGACAUGA
Messenger RNA from Trematosphaeria pertusa, 603 nucleotides. RefSeq lists its product as uncharacterized. The coding region runs from base 1 to 603 and encodes 200 amino acids. The record is from RefSeq and is a predicted model, not a curated record. The transcript has a single exon. Lineage: Eukaryota; Fungi; Ascomycota; Dothideomycetes; Pleosporales; Trematosphaeriaceae.